AUGAAAUUUAAAGGUGAUAUUUUGAUUAUAUUCGUAACAAUCAUCCUCAUAGCAGUCGAAGGACUUCCACUGGAACAUUAUUUGCCAUUUUUUCGACAUAUUCGCAAUGACAGAAAUUCGGUUAUCACUGAUUAUUUUAAUCUUGGUCUGUCAUACAUUGAAAUUGUCACAUUUCUUGCCAGCUUCCAUGGUGUGACGCUCAGUGUGCGUCAAUUGAAACAGAUUCUUCACCAUUUGCGUCUAGGAAGAAGACUGAACCGAAGCAAUGUAGGAGACGUUCUUGAUGCUGUUAUGCAAGACCUAAAUGGCAGUGGAAGUAUUAUUGGCUACAGAGAAAUGCACCAACGAUUAAGGAAUAAUUACGGAUUAGUUGUGACAAGGGAAACUGUUCGUCAG
Messenger RNA from Paramuricea clavata, 396 nucleotides. NCBI's taxonomy places the organism in Eukaryota, Metazoa, Cnidaria, Anthozoa, Malacalcyonacea, Plexauridae. The record is from the annotation of a GenBank genome assembly.